CGAAUGCAUCUACUACGACGAACUGCGCAGCAUGACGACCCCGACAUUGAUGAUGAGAACGCUGCCAUUGACCCCGAGCUUCGCCUGCGCACGGUUCGCACCGCGCACUCGACCAUUGAAGAGUCGAUACGCACCGAACAGCGGACCCAGCGGAGACGGACGAUGAAGAGGAAGAGAUCGAUGGGCUUUUUCCGCAGGGGGACAGACAAGAAGCGUGUCAAGGACCCAAGCAUCACGGAGUCUCCACCAGAGCCAGGUGCGGCCCCGCCAGUGACCGGCGUCCGCAGGAAUAUCUACGUAAACAUGCCCCUACCACCCGAUGAGCUCGACCACAAAGGCGAGCCGGUCGUUCGUUACGUUCGGAAUAAAGUCCGGACAAGCAAGUACACCAUCAUCACAUUCGUGCCCAAGAACUUGUUCGAGCAGUUUCGCAGGGUAGCGAACCUCUAUUUCCUGGCCGUGGCCGUCCUCCAGAUCUUCCCAGUUUUCGGUGCACCUUCGCCCCAGACUGGCGUGCUACCCUUGCUGUUCAUCAUCGCAGUCACCGCAAUCAAAGAUGCCAUCGAGGACUACCGCCGCGCGGUGCUCGACGAGGAAGUCAACAACUCGGCUUCGACGAAGCUCGCACAGUGGACGAACGUCAACCAGCCGUCCGACCCGCGCAGCUGGCUCGAGAAGCUGUUCAGGAUCAACCCGCCCGGCAAGGUCACGAAGGGCGUGCGCAAGCUGCGCGAGCGCGAGGCGGACGAGGGCAAGAUGCAGAUCGUGCUCAGCAAGGAGGGCGACGACCACCACGCGGACCACACCGUACCCGAGCUCGACUUCUAUUCCGGCGCGGGCGGACGCGCGCUCGAGGCGAUCCCGAGCAUCUCCUCGCAGGCGUCGCACCAGUACCCGCCCCAGCAGCCGUCCCCGCAGGACACGCCUGAAGCAAAGCACGAGCCGUGGCGCGGCGUGCAGGGCGCCCUGCGCGGGAACUACGAGCCCUCGCUCGAGUCGCGGCCCUCGUCCGGCGCGGUCGACUACCAGAGGCGCGUCACGGGCACCGUGCGCUGGGAGCGCACGCUCUGGAAGAAGCUCGAGGUCGGCGACGUCGUGCUCCUCCGCGAGAACGAGCAGGUCCCUGCGGACAUCGUCGUCCUGUCCACGUCGGACGCCGACAACAUGUGCUACGUCGAGACGAAGAACCUCGACGGCGAGACGAACCUGAAGCCCCGGCGAUCCGUGCGCGCGACGUCCUCUAUCGCCUCGGAGGAAGAUGUCGAGCGCAUGCAGUUUGUGCUCGACUCGGAGCCGCCGCACCAGAACCUCUACCUCUACCACGGUGUCAUCCGGUAUACUGAUCUCAAUACGGGUGAGCAGAAGCAGGAGUCGGUCAGCAUCAACGAGCUUCUGCUACGUGGGUGCACUGUUCGCAACACGGCGUGGAUCAUCGGCCUUGUCGUCUUCACUGGCGCAGAUUCGAAGAUCAUGUUGAACGGCGGCGAAACGCCCUCGAAGCGCUCGAAGAUCGAGAGGGAGACGAACUUCAACGUCAUCGUCAACUUUGUCAUCCUUGGCGUGAUGUGUAUCAUCUCCGGUGUCGGCAGCGGGUGGUGGGACGCGCAGUCAGAUACGAGUGCAAAGUUCUUUGAGCAGGGCGUAGACCCGACAAGCUCGUUCGUCGUGAACGGGAUUGUCACCGCGGCGGCAUGUUUGAUCGCCUUCCAGAACAUCGUGCCCAUCUCGCUAUACAUCUCGAUCGAAAUCGUGAAAACGAUCCAGGCGUAUUUCAUCGCGCAGGAUGUGGACAUGUACUACAAGCCUCUGGAUGCUGCGUGUGCGCCGAAGACGUGGAACAUCUCUGACGACCUCGGCCAGAUCGAGUACAUAUUCUCCGACAAGACCGGCACCCUCACUCAGAACGUCAUGGAGUUCCAGAAGUGCUCCGUGAACGGACAGCCGUACGGUGAAGGCAUCACUGAGGCGCAGAGGGGUGCUUCGAAGCGGGAAGGCAAAGAGGAGCCCAUAGAUCCCGAAGAGCAAGAUCAGCAGCUUCGGGUGCUGAAGACGGAAAUGCUAGACAAGCUGUCUCGGGCCUUCAAGAACCGAUACCUGCAAUCCGAGAAGCUAACGUUGAUUUCGCCGAAGCUUGCUGACGACCUCGCGGAUCGCUCAUCGGCCCAGCGACCUCAUCUUAUCGCCUUCUUCCGCGCUCUCGCUCUCUGCCAUAGUGUCCUGGCCGACAGACCCGAGCCGAACAGCAAACCGUACGACCUGGAGUACAAAGCCGAGUCUCCUGACGAGGCUGCCCUCGUAGCAGCGGCUCGCGAUGUCGGUUUCCCGUUCGUCAACAAGCGCAAGGACACGCUCGAAAUCGAGGUCAUGGGCCAGCUGGAGAAGUGGACGCUGCUGCAGCUCAUCGAGUUCAACAGCACGCGGAAACGGAUGAGCGUCGUCGUGCGGAACCCGCAGGGGCAGGUCGUGCUGUACACCAAGGGCGCAGACAGCGUGAUCUACCAGCGGCUCGCGUCGGACCACGACCCAGAGCUCAAGGCGCAGACAUCGCGGGACAUGGAGGCAUUCGCAAACGGCGGCCUGCGCACGCUCUGCAUCGCGUACCGGAAUCUGUCCGAGGAGGAGUACAUCGAGUGGCAGCGCGUGUACGACGCCGCGACCAGCGCAGUCACGGACCGCGACGAGGAGAUUGACAAGGCGAACGAGAAGAUCGAGCAUUCGCUGUACAUUCUUGGUGCCACUGCGCUCGAGGACAAGCUCCAAGAGGGCGUGCCGGAGGCGAUCGAGACGCUGCACAAGGCGGGCAUCAAACUGUGGAUCCUGACUGGAGACAAGGUGCAGACUGCUAUUGAGAUCGGCUUCAGUUGCAACUUGUUGAAGAGCGACAUGGAGGUCAUGAUUCUGUCCGCUGACACGCCCGAGUCGACGCAGCUGCAGAUUGAGGCUGGUAUCAACAAGAUCAACUCUAUCCUUGGGCCUCCGAUACUCGACCCUUCGAGACGUGGGUUCGUUCCUGGCGCGCAGCAGGCGUUUGCUGUUGUCAUUGAUGGUGACACCCUGCGGCAUGCGCUUAAGCCUGCUCUCAAGCCGCUGUUCCUGAACCUUGCUACUCAGUGCGAAACGGUGGUUUGCUGUCGUGUGUCUCCUGCACAGAAGGCACUAGUCGUGAGGCUGGUCAAAGAAGGGCGGAACGCGAUGACACUGUCUAUUGGUGACGGUGCUAAUGACGUCGCUAUGAUCCAAGAGGCGAACGUCGGCUGUGGUCUCCUAGGUCAUGAGGGCUCGCAAGCCGCCAUGUCCGCUGACUACGCCUUUGGUCAGUUCCGCUAUCUGACGAAGCUGCUUAUCGUGCACGGUCGGUGGUCAUACCAGCGUAUAGCGGACAUGCACAGUGUAUUCUUCUACAAGAACGUUAUCUGGACUUUUGCCAUGUUCUGGUACUUGAUCUAUAACAGCUUUGACGCCACGUAUCUCUACGAGUACACCUUCAUUAUUCUUUACAACGUCCUUUUUACGUCUCUUCCAGUCAUUGUUCUUGGAGCUUUCGAUCAGGAUAUAAACGCCAAGGCCGCGCUAGCGUUCCCACAACUUUAUGUCCGGGGCAUACGUGGCCUAGAAUAUACUCGGACUAAAUUCUGGCUCUACAUGCUAGACGGCCUAUACCAAUCCCUCGUGGUGUUCUACAUUCCCUAUUUUGUAUGGGCCCUCGGCGCACCAUUGUCCUCGGACGGAAGGGCGGUCGAGUCUCUGGCGGACUUUGGUACUACCGUGUCCGUCGCCGCAAUCUGGGCCGCCAACACCUACGUUGGCAUCAGCACUCAUUACUGGACUGUCAUUGCAUGGGCUGUCAUCCUCGGCUCGUCUAUUGUCAUGUUUUUGUGGAUUGUCAUCUAUUCGUUCUUCGAGAGUAGCGAUUUCGUGAACGAGGUCAUCGUCCUUUGCGGAACGAGCAUCUUUUGGUUCUCCGUCAUCGUAUCCGUGCUCGUUGCUCUCACACCUCGGUUCCUCGUCAAGUACAUCUCGUCGGCUUACUUCCCCCAGGACCGGGACAUCGUGCGGGAGAUGUGGGUCGACGGCGACCUCAAGGAGCAGCUGGGCGUCAAGCACAGGCGGGACAUGAAGAAGUCCGCGAGGAAUGACAUCGAGCAGGCCCCCAUGUUCCACCGACCACACCUGCGAUCCGAAUCCGAGGUCUCGAGCUUCCAGUCGGACCCCGACCGCAGCACGCCACCGAUGCCGCGCAGCCCCCGCAGCACGCGCUCCUCGCCUUCGCCGCUGUCCGCGUCGCAACAGGCCGACGACCUCGCGACCGCGCGCCAGCGCAUGACGCCGUCGCCCGCGACAUUCCGCGGGUCGUACUACUCGGCGUCGAACAUCCCCCUGCCGUCGCCACUCUCAGAGCAGGAGUCGCCGCCGAUGUCGUCGAUCUCGCAGCAGCCGCUGACGGCGCAGGCGUCGGCGACGACGACGACGACGCUGCAGAUCCCCGCGCCGCGCGGCGGUGGCGGUGGCGGCCGCCCGAUCCAGCAGCCGCAGCCGCAACAGCAGCAGGCGCAGCGGCCGCUGGAGGCGUACGAGAUGAGUGUGCGUGAGCCGCCUGACGACGGCCAGACGCCGACGGCGUAUGCAACUGCGUAUGGCGGCGGCGGUGCGGCGCAUGAUGGCGCGGAGCACGGAGAGGGCUGGAGAGGCAGCUCGUACUCGAUAGAGACUGGGCACGCGAUAUAGCCCCUCGCUCGCCGCGUUUCUUGCUACUUCUCUACCUCACCCUCUCCGUUUUUUGUUGUUGCUUUCUUGGUGCUUUCACUGGCAGAACCAGCGAGGGCACUGUGUGUGUGUGCUUCUACCUAUACUGUUUGGACCGGAUGGACUACCUUUGCUCUUUUGGCUCUUGGUUGUUUUCAUUAACCUAUUUAUUUCUCAGCUGCAUGCUCUUUCGUUCGUUCUCACCCGACGACGGCGCGCGCCUGCCGCCUCGCGUCCCACCCCCCUUGCUGACGUGCCACCUUUUUUGGGUCCGCUUAGAAGUACAGCAUCGCUAGUGUAAUAUUAUACCUUACGAGGCCAUCUUUUCU
Messenger RNA from Phanerochaete carnosa HHB-10118-sp, 5072 nucleotides. RefSeq lists its product as uncharacterized. The transcript has 10 exons. Gene Ontology annotation, cellular component: plasma membrane. Bases 4 to 4725 code for a protein of 1573 amino acids. The record is from RefSeq and is a predicted model, not a curated record. Gene Ontology annotation, molecular function: ATP hydrolysis activity; ATPase-coupled intramembrane lipid carrier activity; ATP binding. Lineage: Eukaryota; Fungi; Basidiomycota; Agaricomycetes; Polyporales; Phanerochaetaceae. Gene Ontology annotation, biological process: phospholipid translocation.